AUAUACAAAUAAAUACGGCUAAAAUAAAUGCAAGCAGCAAUAGUAAAACGCUAACUAUUUAAUUUUUGUCUUGAAAAAUUUGAUUAAAAUUUUAAUUUCCCAAAAAUUAAUUCAAAAAUUUUAGUGAAAAAUGAGUGUCUUAUCAAAUUUAUUGAAUUUAAGCAAAAAUCGUAUUUGGCAUGCUUUGAGAGUAGCUCAAAAAAAUCUUAUUCAAAUUCCAUUUUCAAAGAAUCAAAUUGUAAAAUGUAACAAACACUUCUCACGGUCUUCAACGGAAGUAUAUAAUUCCUUGCGCGACCAAUUCUUCUGUUUUGAAAAAUCAAGAGCACUUGGUGCCAAUCUUGAGCUCACUGAACGUGAACUUGAAGCGAAUGAAAUUAUAAUGGCAGCCAAAAUGCAAGAAUUGGAAAAAGGAGUAAUUACGCCACAUAUGUUCAGUCCAUCUCAGCAUUUUUUUAGUGUUCUAGACCAAAUUCAUGAGUCACCUUUAUUUGAAUUUAUGUCAAUAAUGCCGAAAGGUGGAGUAUUACACGCACAUGAUAUUGCAUUGUGCAGUACAGAUUAUUUGCUCGAACUGACAUAUCGUGAAAAUUUGUGGGCUUGUAUGGCUGGUGAUGGUUGUGAAGCAGUUGCAUUGAAAUUUUCUAAACAAAAACCUAAGGAUAAAGUGGCUAAAGAUUGCAACUGGGAAUUGUUGUCAAAUGUACGCAAAAAGCAUGGGGCAGAAGCAAUGGAUGAAUAUCUGAGUGAUCGUUUCACAUUAUAUCCAACUGAAAAAUAUACAGAUAUUAACGAGGUGUGGAUGGCAUUUAUGAAUAUAUUUGGUUUACUGGAUGGUUUGAUGAUGUAUGCACCCGUUUGGGGAGAUUAUUACUAUAAUGCAUUGAAAGAGUUCAAUGAAGAUGGUGUGCAAUAUUUGGAAUUUAGAACAACAUUACCUCAACUUUAUGAUAUGGAUGGUAAAAAAUACACUGAAUUAGAUACUGUAAAAAUUUACAAGGAUACUUUAGAUAAA
Messenger RNA from Teleopsis dalmanni, 1015 nucleotides. RefSeq names its product adenosine deaminase 2-like. Gene Ontology annotation, biological process: adenosine catabolic process; inosine biosynthetic process. Lineage: Eukaryota; Metazoa; Arthropoda; Insecta; Diptera; Diopsidae. The record is from RefSeq and is a predicted model, not a curated record. The annotation marks the transcript as partial. Gene Ontology annotation, molecular function: adenosine deaminase activity. The transcript is spliced from 3 exons.